UCUGACCAUAAUGUGCGCGAGCGCAGUGGGGCUCAUAUAAAAUCGAACACUGACCUAUUUCAUUUUUCAUACCGCUGUCGUGUUUGAUAUGGUCACUAAACUUUAAGAAUUAUAUUAGAAAAAUAAUAAAUAAUUCGUGUGUGCAGUGAAUUAGUGAAAACAAUAUUGUUGAAUAGAUUUCAUAGAGUUGUCGAAAUGACUAUUUGUUAAACUAUUGUGGAUUGUGUUAUAUUGUUAAUACCAGAAGAUGUAUAAGCUACUAAUAUUCUGUGCAUUGUGGUCAAUAAGCCAUGGAGCUUAUAUGAGUAGAAUGUCAUCUAUAAGCCGGUUUCGAGGGCCCACAGCGUUUCGGCCGGGAUUCAUCCUGCAGAGGCCGAAUAUGUUCCCCCCCAGGAUGAUGCCAGCAGCGUCACAUCGAACACCUUUUGUUGUUUAUAGGAAUCUUCCACACAGAUACGCAAUGAAGCCAAUGCCGCCCGUAACAACACGGAAUGUGUUUGGUAUACCAUGGAAAACCACAGCCCGUUUGCCCGUACCAGUUCCCGUAACUCCAGAUUAUGAUUACGCUAGAACUGCUGCGUCUGCGCAACCGGUGAUUCGGAAUGACGGUGCGAUCCAUACUAUACCAGCGCCGAAUCUGAGCUUGUCAGAGAAACCCAUUGUAGUAGCUGAAGUACUGACAUCUGAAGCCAGAGAAGCUAACACUGCUGAAGGGGGGAAACCUACCUAUGAGGUUACAGAAAAGGUCACAGAGAAUCAUUCAUAUGACGUACAGGCAAAAAUAGAGGCACCUACGGGAUUUUAUAAGCCAGAUUCUGGGGUCAAUUACGAGUUCAAAAAUGUGAACAACGAAGCACCUCAACAAUAUAAUCAGGAAUAUGGACUUAUACAAGUACAACAACAAAUGUCUUCUAUUAUACCCCAAGAGUUUACAGUGCAGAGAUAUAACGGUUUGCCGUCUCAUCAGGACUUGAUACAUUCUGGUGCAGAAGGAAUAAUUAUACCCCCAACCGCGUUAUUACAAUCAGAUCCACUGUUUUUACAAAAACUACAAACACAACUAUUGCAAAGAUAUCCAGCAGUUGAAUUUAUACCGUACAAUCCAGAAAUACAGUCUCAAAUCCCUUCGCAUAACCAAGAACCACAAGCGCCAUCAUACUACUCGCAGAAUGAGCACUUUAUUAAACAAGCUCCUAUGGCUUUUGUGCCUAGUGAUGGGAACAGAAACAUUGUGCAGAGAGAAACACAAGAAGGAACUGUUCAAUCUCUAUCCCCAGAAUCGUUUAUACCAAACAAUAUUACUGAAACUCCAACAGUAGUGACGACUACAAAUCCCCCUGAAACUACCAUUUCAAAUGUAGUAACUGAUCCUCAAACUACUACAACAACAACCGAAAGGAUUGAAGUUAAAUCAGAAAACGAUAGAUCAAAUCCUGCAAUUUAUUACUCACAGAUGGGACAAACAGUAAACAGUGCUAAAGCAAACAGUUUUUAUUCAGCAAUCAAUGAUAUAAAGGAAAUAUCGCCGAAGGAAGAAAUAAUUAACAAAAAUUUCGAUAAAGGCAUUGUAAAGUCGGAAAGCACAACUAUAAUAGCAACUACACAGGAACCCGAUACGACGCAUUAUUUGGACAGUAAAGAUAAACCAGAAGCUAAUGAAAUAAUACAUGUUUAUAAAAAUUUCAUAGCAUCACCCUUUGAAAAGCCAGCAGAAUCUGUAAAUAUAGUUUAUUCUUUGCUAAGAAGAACUACAACAGCACCAACAGUAGAUCAAAAUGUGACAAUAACAACCACUACUACAACAGAAAAACCGGUAGAAACGACUGCAAAUGCGACUAAAGAUAAUCAAAGAGAAAGAUCAUUUUUGAACAGACAACCCAUAAGGUUUACACUAACGGAUAAAAGGUCAGCUGAUGGCGAUCCACAACAGGUGGUCAAAGCGAAAAUACCGCCAAAAAGCAAACUUAUAUUCGACGAUAAGACUGGAGAACCCAUUUUAAGGGUUUAUGCAAGUUAUGUCGAUAAUCCAGCAAGGAAAGAAGCAAUCACUCAAAAACUAACCAACAUGAGGCAUCUAAGAGAGGUACCAAAGAAGCCAGAAAGCCCAGAACGCUUCGACGCCGCCACGGUAAAUGCCUUAGCAUCGGAUGUCAAUAAUUUUGGCCAGAAGAUAAAAUCGAGAAAUGACGCCGCCAGACAAAUAUUAUUAGACGAAUAUAAUUAAUACAUACACUUAUUAAUUAAAAUAAUUAAACUAUU
Molecule: messenger RNA, 2259 nt
Organism: Colias croceus (clouded yellow)
Lineage: Eukaryota; Metazoa; Arthropoda; Insecta; Lepidoptera; Pieridae
Exons: 8
Coding region: 248-2224 (658 amino acids)
Source: RefSeq, a predicted model, not a curated record